Messenger RNA from Ipomoea nil (Japanese morning glory), 4015 nucleotides. RefSeq lists its product as uncharacterized. The transcript has 28 exons. Gene Ontology annotation, molecular function: ATP binding; protein binding; ATP hydrolysis activity. Gene Ontology annotation, cellular component: mitochondrial outer membrane. The record is from RefSeq and is a predicted model, not a curated record. NCBI's taxonomy places the organism in Eukaryota, Viridiplantae, Streptophyta, Magnoliopsida, Solanales, Convolvulaceae. Bases 82 to 3684 code for a protein of 1200 amino acids.
GCCUCUCCUCCACUACAAAACCCAAACCGUACCCAUUUUCCACCCGGGUCGAACUCGUCUCUGUGUGGAGACUCCGUAGAGAUGGUUUCGACAAGACGAAGUGGAUCUCUGCCGUCGUCCACUUCCAACAAUAACAAGAGAUCCCUCUCGUCGUCCGACGAUAAAUCUCCGUCGCCCAAGCGUCACAAGUCACUUCCUGUUAAUAAAGCGGAGAAUGAUAAUGCCGAUUCGUCGGAGAAAUCGACGGCUCCGGCGGAGAAUCCCAAGGAGUCCAGCUCAACUGGUCCACCGCCCGAAGCCGCCGCGGCGGAUGGCGGCGCGUCCUCCCCCAAGGCAGAAGACACGACCGCCGUCUCCGUUGCUACACCUGUACCGCAAGGUGUUACCCCUAUAAUAGUUGAAAAACCCUGCUCCUUAGCCUUGGUAAGGAGGGGUAGUGAAAUAAUGAAGACGCCCUGGUGUAGGCUCCUGUCAGAGUAUCCGCAGAACUCAACUAUGUCAAUCAGUUUGUCAAAUUUCUCGGUUGGCUCCCACAAGUCUGCAAAUCUUUUAAUAAAGGACCAAACAGUUAGUGGCAUCUUGUGUACAAUAAGACUUACACAGCAAGAAGGCAAUUCGGUUGCUGUUCUUGAGAGCAAGGGGAAGAAAGGAUCUGUGCAAGUAAAUGGGAAGACAAUUAGGAAAAAUACUACUCAUGUUCUCAACUCAGGCGAUGAGAUUAUCUUUGGUUUGCUGGGAAGCCAUGCUUAUAUCUUUCAAAAACUUUCAUAUGAUAGGGUACUUAAAUCAGCUUCAUCAGAUCUUCGGGCUGGUGUAGGAAAAUUACUGCAUGUUGAAAGGCGAGCAGGAGAUGCUUCAGCUGUGGCUGGUGCUUCUAUUUUGGCUUCCCUUUCAAGCCUGAGACAAGAUCCUUCUCGUCUGAAACCUACAUCUCAGGUAAGGGAUAGAAACUAUCCUACGAAUGAGCUGCCUUCUUUCUCUGUUGGCCAUGAAGAUGAGCUUGAUGGCCCUGAAGUCAAUUCAGCUACAAAUGUUAGUGUUAAUUAUGAUGCUGAUGUUGGAGUGCAUAGCAAGAAUCUUCCUAUCGAUGGAAACUUGGACUCUGUCCUAGAGUCUGGCAAUGUAAUUGUAGAAGAAAGAGAGUGGACCAGAGAUUCGACCCAAGCAUCCACAUCAGGGAUGUCUUUAAGGUGUGCAGUAUUCAAAGAGGACAUCCAGGGAAGGAUCAUUGAUGGACGGGAUAUAGAUGUUUCAUUUGAUAACUUUCCAUAUUACUUAAGUGAAAACACGAAAAAUGUGCUGAUAGCAGCUUCAUACAUACACAUGAAGCACAGAGAACAAGUUAAGCUUACCUCUGAGCUUCCAACAGUCAACCCCAGAAUUUUACUUUCUGGCCCUGCAGGAUCUGAGAUAUAUCAAGAGAUGUUGGCCAAGGCACUUGCUCAUUAUUAUGGAGCAAAACUGCUGAUUUUUGAUAGCCAUUCAUUUCUUCGUGGUUUGUCUUCAAAGGAAGCUGAGCUGCUAAAGGAGAAAUAUAGUGUGCAGAAAACCACUAAUGGCACUGACCAAAUUCCUAGAGCACCCGAAUGGGCAAAGGGAUCAGGACAUUCAUCUGGUAAAGCAGUUGUGGAUAGCUCUUCAGAUGCUCCUUUGGGCUUAGAGUCUCAUCCAAAGAUGGAUAAUGAUGAUGCACCCUCUUUAGUGGGGACAUCGAAGAAUUCCAUGUUUAGAACAGGUGACAAAGUUAAGUUUAUUGGUUCUGCUGAUGGAUUAUAUUCAAAUUCUUCACCUAAAAGAGGGCCAACAAUUGGGAGCCGGGGGAAGAUUAUGUUGCAUUUUGAAGAUAAUCCAUUGUCUAAAAUUGGUGUUAGAUUUGAAAAACACAUGCCAGAUGGGGUUGACUUUGGGGGGCUUUGUGAUGUUGGUCAUGGUUUCUUCUGCAAGGCCAAUGAAUUGCGCCUGGAAGCCUCAGGUGCGGAAGAUCUUGACAAGUCACUCAUCAACACAUUAUUUGAGGUUGUGUAUGAUGAAAGCAGGAAUUCCCCUUUUAUUCUAUUCAUGAAAGAUGCUGAAAAAUCUAUGGCUGGAAAUUCAGACUUCUCAACAUUUAAAAGCAGGCUUGAGAAGCUUCCUGACAAUGUUAUAAUUAUAGGUUCACAUGCCCACACUGACACUCGGAAGGAAAAGUCACAUGCUGGUGGAUUGCUUUUCACAAAAUUUGGCGGCAAUCAAACUGCUUUGCUUGAUUUAGCUUUCCCGGAUAAUUUUGGGAGGUUACAUGACAGGGGGAAGGAAGUUACCAAAACUGCUAAACUUUUCACAAAACUUUUCCCCAACAAAGUUACUAUUCACAUGCCACAGGAUGAGGCACUACAAGCUAGUUGGAAACAACAAUUGGAGCGAGAUGCUGACACCCUGAAAACAAAAGGAAAUUUGAAUAGUUUAAGAACUGCUUUAAGUCGAAAUGGAUUAGAAUGUGAUGGACUGGAGACAUUGUGCAUUAAGGACCACAACUUUUCAAUUGAGAGUGCGGAGAAGGUAAUUGGAUGGGCUCUGAGUCAUCAUUUAAUGCAAAAUCCUCAAGCAGAUUCUGAUGCCAGGAUUGCUUUGUCUCCUGAGAGCAGCAUUCAGUAUGGGAUUGACAUUUUACAAGCUGUACAGAAUGAGUCCAAGAGCUUGAAGAAGUCACUUAAGGAUGUUGUGACAGAGAAUGAUUUUGAGAAGAGGCUUCUAGCAGAUGUUAUACCCCCAAAUGAUAUUGGAGUCACAUUUGACGAUAUUGGUGCACUGGAAAAUGUCAAAGAUACAUUGAAAGAGUUGGUGAUGCUUCCUUUACAAAGGCCUGAGCUGUUCUGCAAGGGGCAAUUAACCAAGCCCUGUAAGGGAAUACUUCUUUUUGGCCCUCCUGGAACUGGAAAAACAAUGCUUGCAAAGGCUGUUGCCACAGAAGCUGGUGCGAACUUCAUCAACAUUUCUAUGUCAAGCAUCACCUCAAAGUGGUUUGGUGAGGGCGAAAAAUAUGUCAAGGCUGUCUUCUCGCUGGCUAGUAAAAUUGCCCCUAGCGUGGUUUUUGUUGAUGAAGUUGAUAGCAUGCUGGGCCGUAGGGAAAAUCCAGGGGAGCACGAGGCCAUGCGCAAAAUGAAAAAUGAGUUUAUGGUGAAUUGGGAUGGAUUGCGGACAAAGGAUACAGAACGUGUUCUUGUACUUGCAGCUACAAAUAGGCCAUUUGAUCUUGAUGAGGCUGUUAUAAGGCGGCUGCCACGUAGAUUGAUGGUCAGUUUGCCAGAUGCUCCAAACAGAGCAAAGAUCCUGAAAGUGAUACUGGCAAAAGAGGACUUGUCACCAGAUGUUGAUUUGGAUUCUGUUGCUGGUAUGACGGACGGAUAUUCUGGAAGUGACCUUAAGAAUUUAUGUGUGGCAGCUGCAUAUCGUCCAAUCAGAGAGAUUUUAGAAAAAGAGAAAAAGGAGCAAGCUGGUGCCUUGGCAGAUGGUAAACCUCCACCAACUUUGUGCAGUAGUGCGGAUAUUCGGCCAUUAAAUUUGGACGACUUCAAACAUGCUCAUGAGCAGGUUUGUGCAAGUGUGAUGUCAGAGUCCAUAAACAUGACAGAGCUUGUUCAGUGGAAUGAACUGUAUGGGGAAGGAGGGUCCAGAAGAAAGAAGUCACUCAGCUACUUCAUGUGAGAGAGAAGGGAGUAUUAUGCUAUGGGCUUUUCCUCCAGAUGUGAGACUACCUGGUUUUGCUGUGAGGUUAGCUUGUCUGUAAAAUGGAAUGGGGUAUAGGAUUAUUUAUAUAAUGUACAUGUGAGUGAAGAAGAGGAGAUGAGAUAUGUUAUAGAGGUAGAAUAUGCCUGCCUUCUAGGCGUCUGAGAGUAUCGACCAGUGCGACUUUUUUGUUCAUUGUUUAGAAGAAGAGUAUUUAAUGUACUACUAAAAAUCUAGUUGUCUUGAGAAUAAUCCUUCUUCCGAUAAUUGUGCAUAUCAUAUCAUCAUCAUCAUCUAUUGGGAAAUUAAA